CAUUGUGAGCCUCGGUGUGAUUAGAGGAUCCUCCCGGGAGCAUGAAGUCAUAGACCGGGAAUUGGGCUAUAACUAAGAACUGUAUAUGACCCGUUAUAUUUAUAACACUGAGCAAUAAUAUAUAUUAGAAUUGCUCCACAAUAGCCGAGUGUUUACUCAUGUUAUGCGCUGUCGUUAUUAUUGUAUACAGCUGAAUUUCCUCCCCGGUAAGUGAGUUAGUUUAGAGAAUGUCGAAGCCCGGGGCAGAGGCUGGAGCCGCGGCUGAUCCGGGGUCAGUGGUGGCGGAUCCACAGCAUUCCCAGAAGCUGUUACGCUCGCUGCGUUCUUUCAGGCAGGACGGCAGUUUUCAGGACGCUGUUUUGGUUCUGGAAGGGGAAGAAAUCCCUGUGCAGAAGAAUAUCCUGGCGGCAGCGAGUCCAUAUAUCAGGACCAAGCUAAAUUACAACCCACCCAAAGCGGAUGGAUCCACAUACCGAAUCGAGCUACAGGGAAUCUCGAUGCCCAUCAUGAAGCAGAUUCUGGACUACAUAUUCAGCGGAGAGAUCUCUCUGAGUGAGGACACGAUCCAGGACGUGGUGCAGGCUGCCGACAUGCUGCUCCUCACAGAUCUCAAAUCGUUGUGCUGUCAGUUCCUGGAGAACUGCAUCACGGCGGAGAACUGUAUCGGAAUCCGGCUCUUCUCCCUGCACUACUGCCUGCACCACGUGCACCACGUGGCCACAGAGUACCUGCAGACGCACUUCAGGGACGUGGUCGACACGGAGGAGUUCCGCGAGCUGCCGCCCGAGCGUCUAUGUGAGCUGUUGGCCAUGGAGAAGCUCAACGUGGGUAAUGAGAGGUACGUCCUGGAGGCCGUGGUGCGCUGGCUCGCCUACGACAUCGAGGCCCGACGGGUGCACAUGAAGGAGGUGAUGUCUGCAGUGUGGGUUCAGGGCCUAGAUCAGAGCUACCUGCAGGAGCAGAUGGUUGGAGACCCGCUCAUGAGGGAGGUGAUCGGCGAGUGCUGCAUGGAGUCAUUACGAGGCGCGGCGCAGCAAGGAGAGGCACUGCUGGCUGCCUUCAAACCCCGCGGCUACUCCGAGUGCAUCGUCAUUGCAGGGGGUGAGGACAGGGCGACCCGGAAGCCCUCUGCAGUGACACGCUGCAUGUGCCCUCUUUAUGACAGGAACCGGCAGCUCUGGAUCGAUCUGCAGCCUAUGAACGAGAGGAGAAUCGGUCACGGGGUGGUCACUGCCGACGGCUGCCUCUUUUCGAUUGGGGGAAUGGAUGAAAACAAGGCCGUGUUGAGCAGUGGGGAGAAAUACAACCCAGAGACCAACACUUGGACGCAUAUUCCACCAAUGAAUCAGGCAAGGCAGCACUUUUGUAUUGCUGAAUUGGAUGGACUCAUCUAUGUGCUGGGUGGGGAGAAUGAGGACACAGAAGUCCUCCUCACCAUGGAAGUGUUUGACCCUCACCUAAAUAACUGGACGACCCAGACAAGCAUGACUACUGUUCGUAAGUUUGGAUGCUGUGCUACAAUGAAGAAGAAGCUCUAUGUCAUGGGAGGAGGGUCUUACGGGAAAAUUUACGACUCUGUGGAAUGUUACGACCCCAAGACUCAGCAGUGGACCACACUCUGCCCUCUAAAGGAGAGAAGGUUUGGCGCCGUGGCGUGUGGUGUAGGGCAGGAGCUCUAUGUGUUCGGAGGAGUGAGGAGCAGAGAUGCUGACAACCCCGAGUCCAGCCAGAUGACCAUCUGCAAAUCUGAGUUCUUUCACGAUGAGUUGAAAAGAUGGGUGUUGCUUGAUGAUCAGAGCCUGUGCAUACACACCACAUCAUCAUUCGUGUAUGGAGCUGUUCCCAUUGGGGCCAGUAUAUACGUGGUGGGAGAACUGGAUACAGGCACCAGUUACGACUACGUCCGAGAGUUCCGACGCAGUACAGGCACUUGGCAUCCGACCCGCCCUCUCCUGCCUUCGGACCUGUGCAAGACCGGCUGUGCUCCUCUGCGCAUCGCUAACUGUAAGCUGUUCCGGCUGCAGCUGAAACAGGGCCUGUUCCGGAUCCGAGUGCCAUCCAUGUAAUGUGGACUUCCAUGCUUAUGUUGUGUCAUAAUCCUUCUGCUUUUGCUGAUUGGGUAAAUAAAAAGAAGAAAAUUUAAAAGAGAAAGAAAAAGAAGAAGCACAUGUGGCGUUUUGGAAAAUCGCUGGAAUUUAGGGCAAGGAUGCUUACUUGAGUGAGCGGUGUUGGGGACAUUUUGUCCACUUUGAUUCAUGUCUUCUUAAGGGAAAGUGUCUUAUUUUGUUGACUUUUUUUACUGUAAGGGAUCUUUUGAUAUGUAGCAGCUUCCUUGCUUUUUGUAGUGUUAAUACUGUUAUAAGUGUGGACCACAGGUUGUUGCUCAUUGCUACUGCCUUUACACACGGCAUCAAUACAGAUAAUCGCUUGGACCACAAUAAGGA
Molecule: messenger RNA, 2444 nt
Organism: Clarias gariepinus (North African catfish)
Lineage: Eukaryota; Metazoa; Chordata; Actinopteri; Siluriformes; Clariidae
Gene: gan
Product: gigaxonin
Exons: 11
Coding region: 228-2066 (612 amino acids)
Biological process (GO): cytoskeleton organization; protein ubiquitination; regulation of cytokinesis
Cellular component (GO): Cul3-RING ubiquitin ligase complex
Molecular function (GO): cullin family protein binding; ubiquitin-protein transferase activity
Source: RefSeq, a predicted model, not a curated record